GAAGCGAUGUGUUCCGUCGAAAGAUUGGAACUGUCGAGCACGGUUGUCAACGUAGGUAUCUCUGUUUAUCCGGCGAAAUCUGGAACUUCUCUAUCUCGCCUCAAUAUCAGUUCCAAUUGCACUAGGUAUCCGAUAUUUUGUCUCCGGCCCGAUUCCUAAAGAUUAUUCUUAUUAGCAAGCAUGUCUGUUUUGCCUUCUUUGCAGGUUCUACGUUGGGAAGCCGAGCUCUGCUCACAUCUGCCUGUCUUUCCAAAUCUGAAGCUGUCGAAAAGCAUGAUGUCUAAACCGUGCUUCUCUCAUUUUGAUAAUCUGGGUAUCGAACUAUAUCCCAGUGAUGAUCAAGAUGGUGCGAUAUUGGAUCCGGCAUCCAGUUGUUUCGGCUCGCACCUUAGGCAGAUUGAAUUAUAUAAUGCAUUCCUGUGUGAGAAGGAGGCUCGCGUGCUGCAAUUGUUGCUGAAGCAUACGAUGGUCCUGGAAAAAUUCAUGAUAUGGCCCAGAUGGCAUCGUCGAGAGCAGGGAAUUGUGGCGAUGUCCCGCAAAAAGUUACUAUAGAUCCCCUGAGGAUCGAAAAGCUUAGAGAUCACCUUUUUCUGACCCUUCAAGAGUUUAAGAUUCACCAAAAGUCACUGGCAUAAUUUGUAAGUUGCUGUCUUGAAAGUGCACAUGUUCUUGUUGUUCCAGGAAGCUGGAUUUCCUUUUUGGGUCAUCAUAUCGACUCUAUAAGCAGAACUAUGCAGACGGCUUCGGAUUCAAUGUCCC
Molecule: messenger RNA, 759 nt
Organism: Syzygium oleosum
Lineage: Eukaryota; Viridiplantae; Streptophyta; Magnoliopsida; Myrtales; Myrtaceae
Exons: 2
Coding region: 181-552 (123 amino acids)
Source: RefSeq, a predicted model, not a curated record